UGUUUUCAACAUGGAUGCCGAAAAAUCUCCCCUCAAGUCGCUGUUUACGACGCAGACGAACAAGUCUAACCUCAUCCUAUGGCACACAGUCGCUCGGAAUCUGCAGUCGCAGUUACCAGCUGUCUUGUAUGUUAUUUUAAAUAUUUAUUUUGUGCGACGACGUAGCGUUUUUAUAGUUAAAACCUCAAGACAAUACGAAAAUCGAUGCUGAAUGGCGUCUGCCAGGGGCCCGGGGAGUUGAAUAACCGCAAUAUAGGUUAGCGGGGUGACUGAUCGACAAAUUCGUUGACCAAUGGAGAUGGGAUUUCUGGCUUUCUAGCCAAUCAUCGUGUCCGAAUUGCAAAUAGGCGGCAUACAAUGCGGAGGAUUGUUCUGUCAUACAUGUUCCGGGGGGUGUGGCCAUCGCAGAGCGUUUCCUGCACUGGUGCAUGGUGGUCGAACAGGAGGAAUUGUUGGAAAUUUUUCGGAGCAGCUGAAGCAUGCUCUUGGCCCAGAUAAACCGGGACUCCCAGGGAAUGGCAGAGUUUCACGAUGCAGACGGACAGCCGGUCACUCUCUGUCUGACAGAGGCUGUGACAGUGGCAGAUGGUGAUCAGAUGGAGAGCAUGGACACAGUGAGCCUGCAGGCUGUUACUCUUGCAGAUGGCUCCACCGCAUACAUCCAGCAUGAGUCCAAAGCUUCCUUUUCAGAAGGACAGAUCAUGGAUGGCCAGGUGAUUCAGCUGGAGGAUGGCUCUGCUGCCUACGUUCAGCAUGUAUCAAUGCCUAAAUCAGGAGGGGACAGUUUACAGCUUGAAGAUGGGCAGGCAGUGCAGCUAGAAGAUGGAACAACUGCCUACAUUCACACACCCAAAGAUGCAUAUGACCAGAGUGGCCUCCAGGAAGUGCAGCUGGAGGACGGCAGCACGGCCUACAUCCAGCACACGGUCCACAUGCCCCAGUCCAACACCAUCCUGGCCAUCCAGGCUGACGGCACCAUCGCAGACCUGCAGACCGAGGCCACGGCUAUCGACCCCGAAACCAUCAGUGUCCUGGAACAGUACACCGCCAAGGUGGAGAAUAUAGAAAACCCCUUGGGCUCUUUUGGCAGAGUGGAAGCAGAUAAUGGCGUCCACAUGCGGAUUGUGUUACAGGGUCAAGACAACAGGCCAGGAAGGGUGGGAAAUGCAGGAGAGAAGUCUUUCCGCUGUGAAUACGAGGGCUGUGGAAAGCUCUACACCACUGCCCACCACCUCAAGGUACACGAACGCUCCCACACCGGAGACAAACCAUACGUCUGUGACUAUCCUAGCUGUGGGAAGAAGUUUGCAACAGGGUAUGGACUGAAGAGUCACUCACGCACACACACAGGGGAGAAGCCAUAUAGAUGUCAAGAGCUCAACUGCUCAAAGUCAUUCAAAACAUCUGGAGACCUUCAAAAGCACACAAGGACUCAUACAGGAGAGAAGCCUUUUAAAUGCCCAGUCGAAGGCUGUGGCAGGUCAUUUACCACCUCCAACAUCCGUAAAGUUCACAUCCGAACACACACUGGUGAGCGGCCGUAUUACUGCUCCGAGCCGAGCUGUGGUCGCUCCUUUGCUAGUGCCACCAACUACAAGAACCAUAUGAGGAUUCACACUGGUGAAAAACCAUAUGUGUGUACAGUGCCUGGGUGUGAAAAGCGCUUCACGGAAUACUCCAGCCUCUACAAACACCAUGUUGUUCACACACCCUGUAAACCUUAUAACUGCAACCACUGUGGGAAAACAUACAAGCAGAUCUCCACGCUUGCCAUGCACAAACGCACAGCACACAAUGACACAGAGCCCAUCGAGGAGGAGCAGGAGGCCUACUUUGAACCCCCAGCAGAUGCCAUUGAUGACCCUAACGUGAGCUACACAGCGACAGUGGUCGAGGCAGAUGACUCCAGCUCAGAGCAGGUGCCCAUGGAGAGCUCUGACAUAGUUGGUCAGCAGCAUGUUGCCUUGGUAACGCAGGAAGACGGAACACAACAGCAGGUCAGUAUCUCUGACGCUGACUUGCAUGCAAUGGGUGGAACAAUCACCAUGGUAACUCAAGAAGGCACAACUAUAACCAUCCCGGCGCAUGAACUGACAACGCAAGGUCCUCACUCGGUCACCAUGGUAACGACGGAUGGCUCAGAUGAGCAGGUGGCCAUCAUGACACCCGACAUGGCCUCAUUCCAAACUGUGGAAGAGGCAGGCUACAGCCAAGAACAGGAUGACAUUCAUCCUGUCACAUUACUGGCCACCUCCAACGGGACUCACAUUGCUGUGCAGCUCAGUGACCAGCCUUCACUGGAAGAAGCCAUCAGAAUAGCAUCAAGAAUACAGCAAGGAGAGUCGCCCGGUCUGGAUGAUUGAUGGACUCAUUAUGGACUAUGAGUUAGCAUCAAAACCAUCUCAAUUGGACUAUAUCACUGCGAGAAAUCACAAGUCUUCCUUAAUGAUUUUUCCCCACAGAAGGGCUUAGUUUGUGUAAAUAGACUUUUGAUAACUGGAGUUCUUUUGUGCUGUUUUGCCCCUCAGCCAAAUAGAUGGGAAAGUAAUUUCUAAUGAUCAUGUUGCACAGUGCAGUGUACAGCUAAUGCUAUUUCUAAUAAAAAAAAGAGAAAGAUUGUGGGAUUAAUUGAUGGCGCUUAAUUUUGAACACCCCAGUCCUUGUAAAUUUUACAGAAACUGACACAUAUAGCAGAGGUGCAGAUUAGGUUUUUCAGUUUGUGAAUAGUCCAUGAAAUGGAAAGCAUUUGCUUUUUAAGCCACCUUAGACCUAAGCAUUGGUUCAAACUAAUUGACCACACUUACA
Messenger RNA from Monopterus albus (swamp eel), 2805 nucleotides. RefSeq names its product zinc finger protein 143b (gene znf143b). NCBI's taxonomy places the organism in Eukaryota, Metazoa, Chordata, Actinopteri, Synbranchiformes, Synbranchidae. Bases 480 to 2363 code for a protein of 627 amino acids. The transcript has 15 exons. Gene Ontology annotation, biological process: regulation of transcription by RNA polymerase II. Gene Ontology annotation, molecular function: RNA polymerase II cis-regulatory region sequence-specific DNA binding; DNA-binding transcription factor activity, RNA polymerase II-specific. The record is from RefSeq and is a predicted model, not a curated record.